Myotis daubentonii (Daubenton's bat) is the source of this 534-nucleotide messenger RNA. RefSeq names its product keratin-associated protein 4-6-like. The transcript has a single exon. Bases 1 to 534 code for a protein of 177 amino acids. NCBI's taxonomy places the organism in Eukaryota, Metazoa, Chordata, Mammalia, Chiroptera, Vespertilionidae. The record is from RefSeq and is a predicted model, not a curated record.
AUGUCCUGUUGUGGCUCCGUCUGCUCUGACCAGGGCUGUGGCCAAGGCUGCUGCCAGGCCACCUGCUGCCGCCCCAGCUGCUGUGGUUCCUGCUGCUGCCGCCCCAGCUGCUGCAUUUCUAGCUGCUGCCGCCCCAGCUGCUGUGGUUCCAGCUGCUGUGGCUCCAGCUGCUGCCGCCCUUCCUGUUGCAUCUCCAGCUGUUGCCGCCCCUCCUGCUGUGGCUCCAGCUGCUGUGGCUCCAGCUGUUGUCGUCCCUCCUGUUGCAUCUCCAGCUGCUGCCGCCCCUCCUGCUGUGGCUCCAGCUGCUGUGGCUCCAGCUGUUGUCGUCCCUCCUGUUGCAUCUCCAGCUGCUGCCGCCCCUCUUGCUGCGGCUCCAGCUGCUGUGGCUCCAGCUGCUGCCGGCCCUGCUGCUGCCCCUGCUGCUGCCUCCGCCCAGUCUGUGGCCAGGUCUCCUGCCCCACCAAUUGCUAUCGCCCCACCUGUGUCAUCUCCACCUGCCCCCGCCCCAUGUGCUGUGCCGUCCCUGACUGCUGA